Messenger RNA from Echinops telfairi (small Madagascar hedgehog), 3922 nucleotides. It is a transcript of the gene PACSIN1, whose product is annotated as protein kinase C and casein kinase substrate in neurons 1. Gene Ontology annotation, cellular component: cytoplasm; plasma membrane; endosome. The record is from RefSeq and is a predicted model, not a curated record. The transcript has 10 exons. NCBI's taxonomy places the organism in Eukaryota, Metazoa, Chordata, Mammalia, Afrosoricida, Tenrecidae. The coding region runs from base 224 to 1558 and encodes 444 amino acids. Gene Ontology annotation, molecular function: phospholipid binding; protein binding. Gene Ontology annotation, biological process: neuron development; plasma membrane tubulation; cytoskeleton organization.
CCCAAGAGGUCAGAGCCUAGGGGCCGGGCGCCAGGCCCCUGUCGCUCCUGCCACCACGGAGAAGGACAGCCAGUCCCUCCGGCCCUGGCCUGGCCCAGCGGGGACGGUGAGCUCCUACCUGCCACCAGCUUGGGGCCCAGACAGGCCCAGCGCAUGAGCAGCGGAGCCCUCUGACUGCAGCGCCAAGCCUGCCGGCCAAGCCUGCCGCCGCCACGGCCACACCAUGUCCGGCUCCUACGACGAAGCCUCGCUGGCUGCAGAAGAAAUCACUGACAGCUUCUGGGAGGUGGGGAACUACAAGCGGACGGUGAAGCGCAUAGACGACGGCCACCGCCUGUGCAAUGACCUCAUGAGCUGCGUGCAGGAGCGCGCCAAGAUCGAGAAGGCCUACGCGCAGCAGCUCACCGACUGGGCCAAGCGCUGGCGGCAGCUCAUCGAGAAAGGCCCACAGUACGGCAGCCUGGAGCGGGCCUGGGGGGCCAUGAUGACAGAGGCCGACAAGGUGAGCGAGCUGCACCAGGAGGUGAAGAACAGCCUGCUGAACGAGGACUUGGAGAAGGUCAAGAACUGGCAGAAGGACGCCUAUCACAAGCAGAUCAUGGGCGGCUUCAAGGAGACCAAGGAGGCUGAAGAUGGCUUCCGCAAGGCCCAGAAGCCCUGGGCCAAGAAGAUGAAGGAGCUGGAGACAGCCAAGAAGGCCUACCAUCUGGCGUGCAAAGAGGAGAAGCUGGCCGUGACCAGGGAGAUGAACAGCAAGGCGGAGCAGUCGGUCACGCCGGACCAGCAGAAGAAGCUUCAGGACAAAGUGGAUAAGUGCAAGCAGGAUGUACAGAAGACCCAGGAGAAGUACGAGAAGGUGCUGGAAGACGUGGGCAAGACCACUCCCCAGUACAUGGAGGGGAUGGAGCAGGUGUUUGUCCAGUGCCAGCAGUUCGAGGAGAAGCGGCUGGUCUUCCUCAAGGAGGUGCUGCUGGACAUCAAACGCCACCUCAACCUUGCUGAGAAUAGCAGUUACCUCCACGUCUACCGGGAGCUGGAACAGGCCAUCCGGGGAGCAGACGCGCAGGAGGACCUCAGGUGGUUCCGAAGCACCAGCGGCCCUGGCAUGCCCAUGAACUGGCCCCAGUUUGAGGAGUGGAACCCAGACCUCCCUCACACCACUGCCAAGAAGGAGAAACAGCCCAAGAAGGCAGAGGGGGGGACGCUGCCCAAUGCCACAGGGGCAGUGGAGUCUAUGUCCCAGGCGGGGGACCGUGGCAGUGUUAGCAGCUACGACAGGGGUCAAGCCUACGCCACCGAGUGGUCGGACGAUGAGAGUGGGAACACCUUCGGGGGCAACGAGGCCAACGGGGGCGCCAACCCCUUUGAGGAUGAAGCCAAGGGCGUGCGCGUGCGCGCGCUCUACGACUACGACGGCCAGGAGCAAGACGAGCUCAGCUUCAAGGCUGGAGACGAGCUCACCAAACUGGGCGAGGAAGAUGAGCAGGGCUGGUGCCGCGGGCGGCUGGACAGCGGGCAGCUGGGCCUCUACCCCGCCAACUAUGUGGAGGCCAUCUAGCUGGCCCGUCCGCACCACACUCCCCCUCACUCACUCCUUGCCCACCGCCACCCCCUCCACUCUCGUCGCCCUGCCCUCGCCAUAGAGUUCCAGACAUAUUUUCCGAUCAAGCUUUUAUUUUUUUAAAAGUCAGAACAAAACAAAAAACUACGAAGAGACAGAAGCAUUUGCAGGCCUGCCUGGAGGCUAGGAGGUGGGGCUUGGGGUGGAGGCUCUAGGGCAGGUGAGGGUCUGAGCACGUGGCCAACCGCUCCCAACAUCUGUUCCUCAGAUCCCACCAAAGAGGCUCCUGAGCCCUGAGGGAGGUCUCCUGGACCCUUCCUCCCUGUGGGCUUCCCCCACUGCACUCCCCCAAGGCUGCCAGCACCCGGCCUCGCUUUUCUCUGGGCCUAGUUUCCUAACUUCCUUCCCUGCCCUGUCCUGUUCCCUCUCCAUCACUACCCCACUCUCAAAAGUCCCAGAAAAAGGGGCCCCCAGUUUCUAGUUGGCCUCCCUGCCUUCCCUCGGGUACCAUCUUCCCUCUCCAUGGUAACCCAGGCACCAUGGUACCCUCCUCCCCCCACGCAUGAAGCGGGUGUGCUGGAGGAGGUAACAGUCUCCCUGAGGUGUAGGAGAAUGAGUGAUGCCCCUUCUCAGCUCCAGGCCUGAUUGGCCCCUAUCUCCAGCUGUCAGCAUUUGGGGCCGACUGUUCCUCAAAGCUGUAGCCCUCAGUAGUUUUCAGAGCCCCUGCCCACCCCCACCCCUGAGCAUAAGUCCUCUGGCAAGGAAUCGCAGGGGUGGGGGGUAGGGGGUGAAGCCCAGGGGAUAGCCAGCAACGGUAGCAGCCACCUCCCAUUGCCCAAGAGAAGCACAUCUUAUCCCCUUUCCCCGUUCCACCUCCCAGGCCCACAGCACCAGCCUCAGUGAGCCAAGCCUUGGGCCCACAAGGCCCUUAGCCACCCAGCCCCUUUCCCCUUGCCUGGCCUGUCUGGAGGGACACUGUGAGGCCCAUUGAAGCUUCCAGCCUGGGACCAUCAGGGCAAGGCCUGUAGCCGCUGGAGGAAGCGUGUGUGGCAGGGGGGUUGGCCUGGCCCACAAGAGAGCAGGACAAUCACUGUGUCAUCCUCAUGUCAGGAACAACAGCCCCUUUGUGGCAGCCCUUCCAGCUCCCCAAGCCUGAGCCUCAGGUAAAGGUGGAGGGUCAGGGAGCAGCGGCUGUGGGGAUGGGACCCACGGUGCCAGCCUCCCCCUUAGGCCUUGGGGACAGGGCGGCUUGGGAAGCAGACCUGAAGAGGUGUAGGAGUGGCUCUCAGGUAGAGGGGUCUUCAGGGGCCCCUGAGACAGGAGCCUAAGGUUUCCUGCUUGUGGUUGAUGCCAUUUCUGGGCCUGAGGUCCACAGGCACCUCUCCUUUUCUGCCUCGGGUACCCCAGCUCCCUCUGUCACCCUUGGACCUCUUCCACCCCCUGCUGCUGCUUCCCACGGCCCACUGUUAAGAGUGGUAGACCCUGCCCGCUCCGUGUGGGCGCAGGAGGGUCCUGGGAGACUCUGGCGGGAGCCUGAGUUAAGGGGGCUUUCUUCAUGGCUCCUCUUCUGCCUGUGCUCACACAGCCUCUCCCGUGCCCUGAGAUGGGCCCUGGGCCCUCAGAGCCGGAGUGAGACCCUCCCAACACUACAAGAGAAGCCACUUCCACCUCUCCUCGAGACGGGCAUGGGAAUGAAGGCUUCUCCUCACCACAACCCUUGAAAGGCGGAAGCUGGCACAGCCGCACCUCGGGGCCUGGGCUCCCCCCCAAUCUGUGCCACUGGCUGCCCAAGGCCUGGAGAGGGAUGGUGGCCCCGGACCCCAGGCCAGUCCCCCUAGCUGCCCUCUGGGCCAUGACUCGAAACCCCACCUCCUUUGAGCAGCAUCCUCCAUGGCCCUGUCUGGGUCCACCCCCUCUCGGUCCCCGGAGGGAGGGUCUCCCUGGAAGACCCCCUUGGCUCUGGGGGCCUGGCCCCACCUGUCCGUGCCGGUGUUGGGGCACUCAGCACCCAGCCUGGGGGAUGUACCCUCAGCCUGCCCGUAGCCCCCUGCCCGCCCCCUUGAUGCUGCACGGGCCUGCCCCGGCGGGGGUCAGCAAGUCAUGUGUUCUGCCCUCAGUUAGCCACCAUUCUGCAGCCUGGUUCUGUGAGGAGCCGGGGCCGCCCCGCCCCCGCUGCCUGCCCCCUAGGCUUCCUGACUCCAUUAGUCCUGACACCCGUGAGUCUCCGAGAAGUGCUGUGGUCUCAGCAGUGCACCUGUUUUGUACAUGAUUGUGUAAUUUAAAGGUAUAUAAAUAUAAAUAUAUAUAUAUAUAAGCUGUGAUCGUAUGACUGUGGAUAAAAUCCGGAACUGUGUCAACCUG